Molecule: messenger RNA, 330 nt
Organism: Cyclocybe aegerita
Lineage: Eukaryota; Fungi; Basidiomycota; Agaricomycetes; Agaricales; Hemipholiotaceae
Source: the annotation of a GenBank genome assembly
UGGACUUAUGGUGGAGAAGCGAGGGGAGAUCAUGGAGCACAAGACCCACACAGUUCCAUGCUCAUCUCCUGUGCCUACCACCUCAACCCACCAGUCUGCUAUCUAUGCAGUUCGAAGAACCUGCUCCUGCCUCGUAUAGGCUCAACCCCCACCAACUGCGAAAUGUCAUUGCUGUCCACAAUUCAGUGGCCAGUGUGACACCAGCAUCGCUACCAUGGCCAACACCUACCAUGGUCAAUGCCCACCAUGACCAGGCACAGCUCGCCAGUGCCAACCUCACUGGCAUGUCCAGCCAUGGCUCAAUGUUCUUGUUGCCUGUGUCACCAUGAU